AUGUCAACCUAUGUAGCCACAUCCCCGGAAGCACUCCGUGCAGCUUUCACAGCGCUCGGAAAUGCACUCGGUGGUGAAAAGUACGCCCUUGUCGGAGGCGGUGCUUGUGUGGCGUUAGGCUCCCAGCGAGCAACCCAAGACAUCGACAUUGUUGUCCUUCGGGGCCACACUCCUGAUACGAGAAAGCUGCUACGCAACUCCCCCGACUUUGAGGUUGAACCAAGAACAUCUCACACCUAUUACAGGGCUGCGGAGGCUGUGGAGAUCGAGAUCCUCGCGCCUCCUGCUUUGUUCCGGGAAACAUUCGACGAAACCACCGAAGUGAUCGCAAUCGGAAACUUGAAGGUUCUGAAGCCGGCAUUACUUCUCAAUGCAAAAUGCGGGUCGAUCGUCAGUCGGGCCAGUGAAGCUAAGAGGAGAACCGAUGCUCAAGAUAUCAUCUUCCUUCUUAGUUACUGCGCUGGCAACUCUGCCGAACUUCCAAAGGGGCCUGAGGUUCCUAACGCGAGCAAAGAAUUUGUUGAAGCAUUUGUCCAAAAGUACGGCGCUGAGGAGUCUUGGACUAGAGCUGGAUAUGACCUGCAAAUGGGCUUGCUGCUUUACAAGGACCUAGUGUGUCUCGAAGCUCAAUGGUUCUAA
Penicillium mononematosum is the source of this 639-nucleotide messenger RNA. RefSeq lists its product as uncharacterized. Bases 1 to 639 code for a protein of 212 amino acids. The record is from RefSeq and is a predicted model, not a curated record. NCBI's taxonomy places the organism in Eukaryota, Fungi, Ascomycota, Eurotiomycetes, Eurotiales, Aspergillaceae. The transcript has 3 exons.